GGAAAAGUCGUUUAGACGUAGCAGACACAAAAAGCACCCAGCCGGAGCAAGGGCGACGUAUCCUAGAAUUACCAAAACGCAACUCACGCUAUUACACUAUAUUGGGUCCGUACAGCCCAACAGUCAGGCAGUAAUGAAUACGCUUCUGAAGAGAAUUCUCCUUACAUCUGGUGGUGCAAGAAAACUGAAAUUCUACUCAUUGAUGUCGACGAACACGGCCACGGAAGAAAUGUUGAAUGUCUCAGUCCCGGAGCCUUCCUCACCAUGCCAAACGGACGACGGAAGCUGCAUCUACACUCAAGGUUCCAUUCCCGACGUGGCACGGGACAUUAUUUCUAAGCGGCAUACAGAGGACGAUGCGUUCUUUGUGUGCGACCUGCGGGACAUAACCAGGAAGGUCAUCCUUUGGAAGGAAUGUCUCCCAAGGAUCGAGCCCUUUUACGCAAUCAAGUCCUGUAGAGACCCUGUGGCAUUGAACGCCCUCAACAAUCUUGGCAUCAGCUUCGACUGCGCAAACAAGCUUGAAAUGAGCGCUGUUCUGAACAUGGGCGUUUCUCCAGAUCGCAUAGUGCUUGCCAGCACUGUCAAAGGCUCGUGGGACAUUGACUUCGCCCUCAAGCAUAAAAUCACCCUCAUGAGCUUUGACUCAGUGGAAGAGCUCGCCAAGGUGAAAGACAAGAACGUGAGGCUGCUUCUCAGAAUCAAAGCUGACGAGACGGGAUCGUAUAGUAUGUUCCACAAUAAAUUUGGAGUGCCAUUCUCUGAUGCCAAGCGAGUUCUGCAAGGAGCCCAGGCGAUGGGAUGCAAUGUUGUCGGUGUGUCGUUUCACAUCGGCAGCGCCUACGAGACCCCUGAGACCUUCUCUCGCACAAUUGAAACUGCAAAAGCUGUAUUCGAUGUGGCAGCGAGCAUGGGAACUUACAUGACAGUACUUGACAUUGGUGGAGGCUUUCCCGGAGGACUGAGAAAACGUGACAACUUUCUUAAGGUGUGCGAGAAUAUUCGUUCGGCGACUGAUCUUCUGUUCCCAGCAUCGAGUGGCGUGCAGCUCAUUGCAGAGCCAGGACAGUUUUUCAUCACGUCAUGCUAUGCGCUGGUCGUACAGGUUAUUGGAAAGAGGCGUAGAGAUCUCGUAGUGGACGGAAUCAGUCAACCUCACCAAGACGUCUUCAUCAAUGAAUCCAAAAACAACUGCGUAUCGCGCCAUCUUUACAACUUCUUGGACGUGGGAUACUGGCCACUGCAGGAUCCACUGGAAAGACCACACGACAUGCUCACUACUGUUUGGGGAGGCACCUGCGACCCUGGAGACUGCAUAGACAUCACGAAGCCGCUCUUCGACGUCAGCGUUGGCGAGUGGCUGCUUAUGGACAACAUCGGUGCUUACGCGCUGAACAACGCGACGGGCUUCAACGGCGCGCCGUUCCCCGCGGUGCAUUACAUCGUGCCGGAAGACAGCGUCAGCUUUGUGCGCCACAUACUCGCCGCAUCGCCUUUGCGCAGUGGCUACAGCCAGCCCGAAGGCGCGUUGAAGAAAGCCGUUCUGGAUCUUUGGAAAUCAGAAGCUGCGAGACGUAAUUCGCGGAUAAUGGUUCCAUCCAGUGUGGUCAGGCCUUGCUGAUGUUAUUACUAGAUACGUUUUAAGUCAUGGAGUGAAGUAAAAAACAACCACAUUCGUAUUAAAAUGAGGAUAAUGGACAAUUAUGAGUAGCUGCAGCACUAGUCUAAGCAAAGUAGCACUU
This is a messenger RNA of Dermacentor silvarum, 1742 nucleotides long. RefSeq lists its product as uncharacterized. NCBI's taxonomy places the organism in Eukaryota, Metazoa, Arthropoda, Arachnida, Ixodida, Ixodidae. The record is from RefSeq and is a predicted model, not a curated record. The transcript has 11 exons. Gene Ontology annotation, cellular component: cytoplasm. Gene Ontology annotation, molecular function: ornithine decarboxylase activity. Bases 134 to 1621 code for a protein of 495 amino acids.